Messenger RNA from Nicotiana attenuata, 1362 nucleotides. Its product is annotated as acyl-coenzyme A thioesterase 13-like. The transcript has 3 exons. NCBI's taxonomy places the organism in Eukaryota, Viridiplantae, Streptophyta, Magnoliopsida, Solanales, Solanaceae. The coding region runs from base 547 to 1086 and encodes 179 amino acids. The record is from RefSeq and is a predicted model, not a curated record. Gene Ontology annotation, molecular function: fatty acyl-CoA hydrolase activity.
UAAUGACAUCCUUUAUACAGGACAACUUAAAUGCCUCUUCUGAUGAACACAGCCUCAAUGGAAUAAAGGAGGUGUAUACAAAUAAAGGAGCAUAAGCACCCUUAUUUUGUGAAAGAAUAUUUCUUUCUAUAUUUAGUAAGUUUUAAAUUCUAACAUUCUCAUAUUAUCUUUAACGACACUCUUUAUAAGAAUGACAUGACAUGUCUAAAAUCACAAGUUUCAAACAGUAUCUUUUGGUAUGUCAUAUACCGUUAGGUUAAGAUCGCAUGAUCAAAAAGAAUUUAAAAUUUAAAAUUUCGUAUCAAGUCAAACUAAGACGUUCUUAGCCGUAUGAUGGUUAGUGUGGUCCCAUUCUGAGUUGUUCCACCUUAUUUUACAAAAUUGAGCAUGGUGAAAAAGGUAUCAAUGAAAGUUGUUUGUUAGAUAAGCAGAAUUGGUAGUUUCUUAAACAAACGUUGGAAAUUUUUGGAUCAUAUAGCAAAGUGCUUAAUAUAUCUUUAAGAGUAUCAGGGUAGGGUGAGUAAGAUAGUGAAGAAGGCAAAAGAGAUGGGAGAAGAGAGUUCAAAACCCAACGAUUUCUACACAAAAGACACAAUCAUCUCCGAAAAGUUAUCAGAGGCAGCGGCUUCUUUGGUGGAUCUUCGCUUCCGCCGUGAUAGUAUGGUGGGACCCAAAUUUCCAACCCAACAUGAUGCUAAAGACUCCUUCUCUGAACUCAUUUGCGGCUGCCUCAAGGUCCACAGCGUCCUCCCUGGGAAAAUAUCCUGCAUUCUUUCUGUCAAACCUGCUAUCUCGAAUGUUUAUCAAAGCAUGCAUGGAGGAGCAGUUGGAGCUGUAGCAGAAAGGGUAUCAAUUGCCUGUGCCAGAACUGUUGUGGGAAAGGAUAAGGAACUCUUUCUUGGAGAAUUGAGUAUGUCUUUUGUUUCUGCUGCUCCAAGCAAUGUAGAGGUGGUAGUAGAUGGGUCUGUCAUUCGGAGUGGAAGGAACCUGACUAUAGUUGCAGCUGAUUUUCGGCUCAAGGACUCGGGGAAAUUGGUCUACGCCUCUAAUGCAACAUUCUAUCACAUGCCUGCUGCAAGUUUAUGAACCCAAACUCAAAACACUUUAAAUAGAUACAUUUGAUAAACAUGUUCAGGGGCUCCAGCUGAUGUACAAAUUACAAUGGCAAAUCAUGGAUACAGGCUGAUACUAGACAAAUUUGAGACCAACUCUUAUCUGUAUCACCAUAGCAAUAUUUACAUCUCAAAUUAUCUGAGAUUCCCUCAUUUUUCUUGUAACCCAGUGUUGGUUGAUCAAAAUACACAAUUGAACCUCUGAUUUAUUGAAAGAGAAUGAAGUGAAAAUUCAUGUACAUUAAUCAUG